AUGUAUCGGCUUGUAAUAUUUUUGUUUCUGAUACUUUCAGUUGUUUGUGAUGAACCAAAAUCGCGAACUGUUCACUUAAGCCAGGGUAUCGUGCAUGGAUAUAAAGAUUCUGACGAAGAUAUAUUUGCAUUUUACAGCAUUCCAUACGCUACAGCGCCGACUGGUCACGAAAAAUUUAAGGCCCCUCUACCAUCACCAGUUUGGUCUGAACCAUUUGAAGCAGUGGAAAAUAACAUCAUAUGCCCACAAGUAGAUUACAUGAAAUCAUUUGUACCAAAAACUUUAAAUAUACAAGAAGAUUGCCUUAUUGCAAAUAUUUUUGUGCCAAAUACCAAUGAAAAAAACCUCCCAGUAGUCGUAUAUGUCCACGGCGGAGCUUAUCUUAUGGGGUGGGGAAACCUAUUUACACCUAAAAAAUUAGUCAAUAGUAAAAAAGUAAUUGUUGUUACCUUUAACUAUCGGUUAGGCGCGCAUGGAUUCCUUUGCCUAGGUACAAAAGAUGUACCUGGUAAUGCUGGUAUGAAGGAUCAAGUGGAAUUAUUACGAUGGGUUAAGAAAAAUAUCGCAAAAUUUGGCGGUGAUCCCGAUGAAGUUACAAUAGCGGGAUUUAGUGCUGGCUCGUCCUCAGUAGAUCUUUUAAUGAUUUCAAAAAUGGCGCAAGGCUUAUUUAAAAGAGUUAUCCCUGAGAGUGGUGCCAAUACUGCGUCAUUUAGUGUGCAACGUGAUCCAAUUGAAAAUGCUAAAAAAUUCGCGAAAAUGUUAAACUUUAAUGAUGUAGAAGAUUUCUUUGCUUUAGAAAGUUUUUACAAAACUGUCUCUUAUGAUGAGUUAGUGGCACCAAAUCUCAUGAGCAGAACGGAUUCUACGUUUUUUUUCUCUCCAUGUGUGGAACGUGAUGUAGGAGAAGAAAUGUUUCUAGAUGAUGAUCCAGUUAAUAUAUUAAAAUCUGGUAAUUAUAAAAAAAUGCCCAUGCUAUACGGGUUCACUGAAAUGGAAGGUUUGUUUCGGUUGCCUCUUUUCGAGGUUUGGAAGGAUCAGAUGAAAGAAAAAUUUUCAACUUUUCUGCCAGCAGAUUUGCAGUUUAAAGAUGAAAAUGAAAAAGAAGAAGUAGCAAAGGAAAUUCAAAAUUUUUAUUUUGGUAGUAAUUUGGAGAUAAACAAAACCGUUUUAGCUUAUAUUGACUAUUUUACUGAUACUAUAUUCGCAUAUCCUACACUCAGAUCAGUAAAGCUACAAGUUGAAAAUGGAAAUAAUGAAAUAUAUUUGUAUGAGUAUUCGUUUGCAAGUGACGACAAUCCUGUCAUACCAUACACUAAUAGUGUUCGUGGUGCAGAUCAUUGUGCCCAAACAAUGGCCGUUCUUGAUGUGCAUGAGAUCGGAAGAGAGACUGCAAAAAGUGAGGAAUCUAUAUCGGCAGAUUAUAAGCAGAUGAAAGCUACCAUGAGAGAAAUUUGGUUAAAUUUUAUGACUACAGGAAAACCCUUGAAUGCCAAUUCUAAGCUUACAUGGCCACCAGUAGGAUCGGAUUGGUCACCACAUAUGUCUAUUAACAAGGUCUUAGAAUUGAGAGGAUCUUUGUUGAAGGAAAGGGCUCAAUUCUGGGAAGGAAUUUACGAUAAAUACUAUCGUCCUCCAAUAGCACCGUCUUCUCCUCCACCGCAAAAAACUGAGCUUUAAAGAUGUAAUUUCGGUUAGGUACAAUUUUUGUUUUAAAAUAAAAACGUUCA
This is a messenger RNA of Melitaea cinxia (Glanville fritillary), 1727 nucleotides long. RefSeq names its product cholinesterase 1-like. The transcript is spliced from 3 exons. NCBI's taxonomy places the organism in Eukaryota, Metazoa, Arthropoda, Insecta, Lepidoptera, Nymphalidae. Bases 1 to 1677 code for a protein of 558 amino acids. The record is from RefSeq and is a predicted model, not a curated record.